Molecule: messenger RNA, 1288 nt
Organism: Glossina fuscipes
Lineage: Eukaryota; Metazoa; Arthropoda; Insecta; Diptera; Glossinidae
Gene: Phb2
Product: prohibitin-2
Exons: 7
Coding region: 151-1143 (330 amino acids)
Biological process (GO): mitochondrion organization
Cellular component (GO): mitochondrion; membrane
Source: RefSeq, a predicted model, not a curated record
UAUAAUUCACUCUGGUGUCUGACAGUGCUAUUCCUUGUUACUAUUAGACCAUAUCGUUUGUCAUUUUCUUUACGUAAAAAUCCAAUAAGUUGUGGCCCGAGAAUUUAUAAUAUUCAUUUUAAUGUGCAUUUAUUUCUAGAAUAAAACGUUAUGGCGCAAAGUAAGUUCAAUGAUUUGGCUGGCAAAUUUGGAAAAGGCGGCCCCCCCGGUUUAUCAAUUGGUUUAAAAUUAUUGGCCGCCGUAGGAGCUACGGCGUACGGUAUUAAUCAGUCUUUAUAUACAGUUGAUGGCGGCCAUCGUGCAAUUAUCUUCAGUAGAAUUGGUGGCAUACAGAAUGACAUUUACGCGGAAGGACUACAUUUUCGCAUUCCAUGGUUCCAGUACCCUAUCGUUUAUGAUAUCCGUUCGCGUCCACGCAAAAUAUCUUCGCCUACCGGUUCUAAGGAUUUGCAAAUGAUUAAUAUAUCCCUACGUGUUCUGUCGCGUCCUGAUUCGUUACGUUUGCCUUCCGUUCAUCGUCAACUCGGAUUGGAUUAUGAUGAGAAAGUUUUGCCUUCCAUUUGCAACGAAGUCCUUAAGAGCGUAGUAGCGAAAUUUAAUGCUUCCCAAUUAAUAACCCAGCGUGCUCAAGUAUCGCUCUUAAUACGCAAGGAAUUGGUGGAACGUGCACGUGAUUUUAACAUUAUAUUGGAUGAUGUUUCAUUAACUGAAUUAAGUUUUGGAAAAGAAUACACAGCAGCUGUUGAAGCUAAGCAAGUCGCUCAACAAGAGGCUCAACGUGCUGUGUUCUUCGUUGAACGCGCAAAGCAAGAAAAACAACAGAAAAUUGUUCAGGCUGAGGGUGAAGCUGAAGCAGCCAAAAUGUUAGGUUUAGCAGUUAAGCAAAAUCCGGCUUACCUCAAACUGCGUAAGUUACGUGCUGCCCAGAGUAUCGCUAGGACGAUUGCAGGCUCCCAGAAUAAGGUUUAUCUCUCGGCUGAUAGUUUAAUGCUGAACAUCCAGGACUCGAGCUUUGAUGAUAUGACAGAGAAAGUUUACAAAAUUGGCGGUGAUUGGCUUGGCCCCACCUCUAAUCAAAACAAGAAAUCCGCAGAUAAAACUUUGAAGAAUAUCGCCCAACAUGCUGCUGUCCGUAUGCUUUAGGCAUCGCAUUCGUAUCUAAUGCGAGGUUAAAUAAUUCAAGUACAAAUUCAAGAUACCAAAAUUCAAAUAUUUCCGCGUCAACAGAAAUCGUCAAAGAAUUCCCGUUUCCCUUAUAUGCCUAUACACAUUCUCAUUAAAAAUUGUA